UUUCUAUUUUUCUUACCUGUUCAGAUAGAAUUCAGAACAUCUUUUUGUUUAAAAUACCUGGGUUUUGUAAUUUAAGCAAUGGAUUCUGGAGAUGGUUUAAAAUCAAGUUCGAAUAUGGUGGUCCCUGAUCUUCAAACUUUCUUGGAGAUUGAUCCCUAUAUUGAAAACUUCACUGGAGACAUUAAACGGAGGUAUGAGAUGUUUUCGAAGACCAAGGCCAGGAUUGAAGCUGCAGAAACAAUGGAAAAAUUUUCACAAUCUUAUAAAAAUUUUGGUGUGAAAGGAAAACCUGAUGGGUCAGUGCAUUGUAAGGAAUGGGUACCUGGGGCAAAGGCAGUUUAUCUGCGUGGAGCUUUUAAUAAUUGGGAGCGAUGGGGGUACAGUUACGAGAAAAAAGAGUUUGGUAAAUGGGAAUUAGUGUUACCACCAAAAGAUGAUGGGAGUUCUAUGAUUGAACAUCUUAGUGAACUCAUGCUUAUUAUACAAACGCAUGAUGAUCAAUAUCUUGAAAGAAUUUCCCCUUGGGCUACUUAUGUCAAGCAGUUUGACAACCAUGGGACAUAUAAGUGGAUAUUUUGGAAUCCCCCUCAAAGCGAAUUGUAUCACUUUAAAAACCAACGCCCCAAAAAACCAAAGAGUUUAAGAAUUUAUGAAGCUCAUGUUGGAAUUGCUUCCAGUGAACCCAAAGUUGCUUCCUACAAAAACUUUACAGAUACAGUUUUACCAAGAAUCAAAAAACUUGGCUAUAACUGUGUCCAACUAAUGGCUAUAAUGGAGCACGCUUAUUAUGCGAGCUUUGGGUACCAGGUUACCAAUUUCUUCGCUGCAUCAAGUCGCUAUGGUACACCUACAGAACUGCAAGAGCUGAUCGAUACAGCUCAUGGCAUGGGCCUCUAUGUAUUGUUGGAUGUUGUACAUAGCCAUGCCUGCAAGAAUGUUCUGGAUGGACUGAAUAUGUUUAAUGGAACGGACUCGUGUUUUUUCCAUUCUGGUUCCAGGGGAGUCCACAGUCAGUGGGACAGCCGGCUCUUCAACUACUCAGAGUGGGAAGUGCUGAGGUUUCUCAUUUCCAACCUUCGGUGGUAUAUGGAGGAAUAUAAGUUUGAUGGUUUCCGGUUUGACGGAGUUACUUCUAUGAUCUACCAUGACCAUGCAAUCUCAAGGGGGUUUUCAGGAGAUUACCAUGAGUAUUUUGGCCUUCAGAUGGACAUGGAGUCAUUGGUGUACCUGAUUCUUGCCAAUGAUAUGAUAAAGACCUUCCUUCCCGAUGCAAUCACAAUUGCAGAAGAUGUUUCUGGGAUGCCAGGAAUGUGUAGGCCUGUCAGUGAAGGAGGGAUUGGGUUCGAUUACCGACUUGCGAUGGCAAUCCCAGACCAGUGGAUUAAGAUCCUUAAAGAGGCGCGGGAUGAGGAUUGGGACAUGGAUCAUAUCUUCCAUACACUCACUAACCGAAGGCAUGGGGAACUUUGCAUUGCAUACGCUGAGAGUCAUGACCAAGCGCUUGUUGGAGAUAAAAGCCUUGCUUUCUGGUUGAUGGAUAAAGAGAUGUACACGCACAUGUCAGAGUGCACCCACCUUACUCCUAUCAUUGAUCGUGGCAUCUCACUUCAUAAGAUGAUCCGUCUCAUUACACAUGGUCUUGGAGGAGAGGGAUAUCUCAAUUUCAUCGGGAAUGAGUUUGGUCAUCCAGAGUGGCUGGACUUCCCAAGAGCCGGAAACAGUUCAAGUUACCAUUAUGCUCGCCGUCAGUUUCACCUUGUGGAUGAUAACCUGUUGAGGUAUAAGUUCCUUUACAAGUUUGACUCUGCCAUGCAGAAUACAGAGGAAACAUAUGGUUGGUUAGCAGCAAAACAAGCCUAUGUUAGUAGAAAGCACAACGGUGACAAGGUUUUCGUAUUCGAGCGAGCCGGGGUCUUGUUUCUAUUCAACUUCCAUCAUUCACAAAGUUUCACUGGUUAUAGGGUUGGAGUCCAAAACCCAGGAAAAUACAAGAUUGUUUUAGAUUCUGAUGACUCAGAGUAUGGGGGACACAAUAGAAAUGAUAAGUCUGUGAGGUUCUUCACGGAAGAGAUGGCUUUUGAUGGUAGAGAGCAUUCUAUGCUCGUAUAUCUGCCUUGUAGAUCUGCUAUGAUAAUGGCAAAGGAUGACACUGACUAAGCACUCUGCAACUCACACAUGUGCUUAUUAGUUAAAUUUCGAUUAACUGUUAGUACUUUUUACUACUGUUGUUUUGUGGUACAUUUACAUUUUGUCAGUGUUGGUUUCCUUAAUCAUAACCAAAGACUUAAGAGUUCAUUUUCAUCAUUCAUGCUAAAGAGUUUAUAAAACAUCAUUUCUGUUUAAUGUAUAUACUAUAUAUCUAUGUUUAUGGAAAAAUACCGUACUGUAUUUAUAGCAUUAUGCUCUAAAAGAAUAUUUGUUUAGUUUAAAGUGGAUGGUAUUGCCUAAUUUGAACUAUAAAAUUUAGUUUCAUUGUCAACAUUUCAUUGCUAUAAUGUUGCAUGUCAGUUUAUAUAUUAUAUAGAGUCGUAGCAGCAAACAUAUUGCGCUGUACAUGGCUUGCCAAAUACUUCGGUAGCCUAUAUUAGGGUGUUACAAAACUAGGAAAAUUACAAGGUGCAAAAAUAUAGUUAAAGGACUAUAUAUGAGUAACCCUUAUUGUUUUGGCCAUAAAACCAUUUCACUACAUCUACUUAGUGAGUUUGUGUAAAGUUUGAAAUGCCAUGUUUGUUAUUAGUUUAGAAUUAAGAUUUUUAUUAUAUUUUAAUGUCGCAAAAUGAACUUUAUACUUAAUUUAAUUUAUAUACCGUUUGUGGUCUGUGUUUCUUGGCUGUUUGUUGUACAAAAUUAUUAACAAAAGUAAACAAUGCCAUUUAAACAAUUAUUGCCUAAAAGUUUAACUCUUAAAGGUGCAAUUUUUGUUUUUUAAGUUUAAAAUAAUAUUAAUUAACAGCUUCAAACGUUGCAUGUAAUUUAUUUAUUCACAGCGUGUUCAAUAAAUGCAGUUUUCGCUUAUCAUAUGCA
Ciona intestinalis (vase tunicate) is the source of this 3024-nucleotide messenger RNA. RefSeq names its product 1,4-alpha-glucan-branching enzyme. Gene Ontology annotation, biological process: glycogen biosynthetic process. The record is from RefSeq and is a predicted model, not a curated record. NCBI's taxonomy places the organism in Eukaryota, Metazoa, Chordata, Ascidiacea, Phlebobranchia, Cionidae. Gene Ontology annotation, molecular function: 1,4-alpha-glucan branching enzyme activity; cation binding; hydrolase activity, hydrolyzing O-glycosyl compounds. Gene Ontology annotation, cellular component: cytoplasm.